AAAGACAACCAGAUUAGAAGACUGCUGGACGUCAGUUGAGCGUUGUCUGAUUCGAUGAAAAUGUUCAAGCUCAUCCUGGCCUUGUCGUGUGUCGUCAUCGUCUGUGGUAAGUUUUAAGUCAUUUUGAUCUAAGACUACAUUAGUGAAAGGUGAUGGUAAAGUGAAAACAAUAUUUAGCAUGUCAUUGGCGAUAGGCUGUUUAAACAAAACAAAAACAUGCCACUAUAUUACACUUUGGUAAAACUUUAUGAACAUCAUGCACUUAGAUUACAAUAUCUGAGAUGCCAGGAGCGUGUAAAUGCUAGGGUAUCAGCUAGACAACAGGUUGCUUAUUUUUAAGUACAAAUUCAAAAAUUCAAAUACGCCUUUGACAAACUGAAACAGCCCGAACAAACACCAAUAAUCUUUUCUGCCCUACGCUCUUCGAUUCGUAACGAUAGUAUUUAUGUAAUUUAGUACAGCUACAAUGGAGUGCACGACCAAACCGUUGCUUUUAUAACGCCCGUUCGAAUCGAAAUUUAAGUACGCUCAUGUAUAGCAGUUAAGUGAGGACCAUCACAAAAAGCACGGUGGGACAUUCUACAGCUUUCACCUGAGACGUCUGUAGAGUGUUCAGAGCGUAACUAAUACAGAAGUUAAGAACUGAUCAAAAUGUGAAGUUUGUUGUCCACGCUUAACAAGAGGCGCCAAUGCUGGCUGCACGCGCAUUGCUUAGACCAUGGACACAUGUCGUUGUCUUUUGUCAUGGCUGUAUAGGACGCUGGUACAGAGAGUCAAGACUCAAAGAACGACAUACAAUAAAUGUCUCUUAUUUCGUUCAAUUACUGUAUUAAUAAUUGGACACCGUGAAACAUAUUUUCGUUACCGUUAGUUAGAGAGUUCGCGAGAGUUACGCCUCACCAUUUUCUUCCCCAGAAUGCAAUAUUUUAAGAAGUAAUGAAACAUGUGGUCCGUUGGAGCGAUGUAAUAUGCCUUUGGAUUAUUUAGAAAUCUUUUACAUGGAAGGAAUUUACGAACAAUUCUGUCAGUGAGUAAAAUAGAGACCUCUAAAUUCUUUUAUCGGCCAGUACAAUUUAACGUGUUACAUUAAGUUUCUCCACAUGGUUACUACAUGAUUUUCUUUUUGUAUAUAUGUGUUUAUUUCUUUUGCUAUUGUGUUAAAAAUUUGUGUCUGGUUGUCUAGAUAAUAAUGCCCUGUGAGGUGGAAAGCUACACCAGGUUUUGUUUUCAUUUUUCUAAAUGAUUGUACUGAAAAAGAGUCAAAACAUUUAAAAGUUAAAAAAAGAUUAGUUUGUGUUUUAUAAUGGUUUAAAACUAAUUCACUUCAAAUUCGCAGGAUAUUCAGAAAAUUGGUUGUAGAAAACUUUGGUCGUCUCUCUUCUACCCUCGUUCUCUAACUACUUUAUGUGAAAUGUUAACUCGUUGUCGAGUAUGAGCGUUCAUUAGUAAUUGUUGCGACUGAAUAUUAUGUUCAUUAGUUGUUGAACGCUUUUCCUGCGCUUGACUCUUAUAGGUAGUGAACGCUCUUCCUACUCUCAGUUCCCUCAGUUCUUAGCAGAAGACAGUGGAUCAGUUAAGCACUUGAUUACUAUAAACAAGCUCAAACUGAAUGAUGAAAAGACCGAGAUGAUCCCUUGGGCUAUCGCUCAAAAACUAAAAUAUAUAAACAACACACAGACCCUUACUCUCUCAGGUAUAAAGAUUGAGUUUGCUAAAACAAUGCGAGACAUUUGUGUCUAUUUAGACAGAACUCUAACUAUGGAAAAUCACAUUAACAUGCUUUGCAAGGCGAUUUCUAGAGCUGCGCAGAAUUAGUCAUAUAAGAACUUUCUUAAAACUAGAUGCAUCAAAAAAGCUGUUAUCUGCAUUCGUGCUAUCACGCAUGGACUACUGUAAUGCUCUUAUGGUGGGUCCUAAAUAUACGCUCCUAGAUAAAAUUCAAAAAGCACAGAAUAAUGCGGCUCGCAUUGUUCUUCGCAAACACAAAUAAGACCAUGCUAAAUCACUUCUGAGAGAGUUGCAUUGGCUGUCGAUCCGCAUUCGCAUAGAGUAAAAAAUUGCAACUCUGUGCUACAGCUGCUUGCAUGACCUGACACCGUCCUAUCUCAAAGAGCUGCUGACGCCUUAUGUACCCACUAGACAAUUCCGCUCAUCAGAUAGUGGCAAACUCUCGAUACAGUGUGUUCGCCUUGAGACUUAAGAGGGGCGUACUUUCGCAUUUGCUGGCCGAACAAUUUCCAAAACCCUUCCUGUCUCUCUCACAAACAGCCAGUCGCUGGAGUCUUUCAAAAUUGAUUUGAAGGCAUAUCUAUUUCGCAAAUACCUGCUGGGAUGAUGUUGUCUAUCUAGCUAUUAUCUUGCGGAUGUGUAUUGGCCUGUUGGCUAGGUUCCCAGGCUAUGUCUUCCAUGUCCUAAUAUAAAACAUUCUUAAAUGCCAAAGUCAAAUCCUCACUCACCUAUUGUAACGUUGCCUGGUCCCUGCCCCUAUCUUUCCCUCGUACAUUCCUGGUCAUUUGCGACACACUGUAAAAACUGUGCUUGCAGCAUUCGUUAGUUAAUUUGAGACGCGUGAGAGACAGUCUGGUGCAUUUUGGUAAUCAGCCAGCCGUCAUACUAUGGGUCUCCCACCCAUGUGCCACUAAGGCUGAACUAUAUACAACAUUCUAGCAAUGCAAGGCUCUUAUAAGGGUUGAAAGAUAACAAAACAAAACAACACAGUCAGGUAUAUCUUAUUUUCUCAUUAUCUUUUUACAGAGCGGAAGCCGAUUAUAAACAUUGCAAUGAAGAGUUAAAGCCCCAAUGCAAUAAUGAAGAUCUUACAGAAGAAAUCGAAAGUACAUUGGCAGCUGUCAAGUUCAUUUGUUCAAAUGAAGGAAGUCAAGGUUUGACACGAGAGUUCUACGUUUUUAAAACAAUUAAAAAGUUGAGAAAACUCUUGAAAACUUUCUCUUAAACUGUCUCAUAAAAUUUGUCAAAGGAUUUGCAAAAUAAUAAUACUCCAGCUGUUGGCUUUACAAAAGUACAAAACUCUAACGUAGAUAUUGAAUAGAUCCAAAUAGUUUUAUUCUAAAUUAUUAAAGUGGUUUUUUUUUCCUUUACAGUACUCCAUGCUGCUGCUCACUCAGAUUGCAUCACCAACGCCACUAAGAAAUCGGAGAUGUUCACUACCAUUCGCGAUUGUGAGAUUUCCGCUCUUAGCAAUGCAUUUUUGAACCACCUACCAUUCGAGGACGAAGUCGUUUGCCCGUAAGAGCAUAUUAUGUGUUCUACAAAACUACAAUGAUUAUAGCACAUUAUUUAUAAUAUAAAAACUGUCUUGAAUAUAAAAAAAAUGAUUUAUACAAGAAUGAGCUUGGAUAUCCAAUGUAACACAAAAGAAACGAAGUAAUUUUAAUACCAUCGGAAUCUGGCAAAAAAACCAACUAUGAUAUUGAUUUUCUAAUUUUUUUCAUUUUGCCCCAUUCAUCACAAGAUACGCCUCACAAGAAAGGAAAUAAUUUCUUAAUCUAAAAUAUAAAAUAAAUUAAAAACCUUUGAGUUUUUGUUUUAAAUCUAAGAUUCUUUUUUCCAAUUUUUUAGAGAAAAAAAAAUAAGCAAAAUGACAUGAAAAGGGUUAGGGUAGGUUAGGGUAGGGUAGGGUAGGGUAGGCCGAAUAUUUAACAAUUUAAAAACACAAGACGUCUAAAGUUUUUUUCUAGCUAGAAGUCAGCCGUCAAUAAACUCCUGCAGUGACUAUAAUGAUAUAAAUAGUAAUCAUUUAAAAAAGAAGCAAGGUAAUCGUAAUAAAUUAAGAACAAAAAUACUUCUCCAAACUUCAUGACUCUAGAAACGUAGACAUCAUUACAUAGUUACUUCUUUUUUUUAAAAAAAACGGAAUUGUGAAGAAAUUUCGCAAUAUUAGGUAGAAAUUGUCGCAAAGUGUCGACCAUUAUUAUCCAGAUAACAUCGGGUGAUAUAUUCUAGUUUAUAAAUAAAACAGCAAUGGCUAUAGCAAAUAUUAUAUAAUAUAAAUCUGCCUUGAGUACAUCACACAACAUAUCAUGCAAAAGUGUCUUAGCUAUAUAUACCCAUCACCUUUUAAAUAUAUAUUAGAACAUAGGCAAAUAUUUGUGUGUUGAUUUUUUUCUUUUAUUAUUAAAUCUAAAUGCCUCAUUUAAAAAGCUUGGAGGAGUUUAACACUUAUUAAAGAAACGACAGUAUUCAGUUAAUUGUGUCGCAUAUUCAGCCAUCUCCCAAAAAGAUGUGUCUUGGUGCUGCAUUUAUAUUCUUUUUUAUUAUACCAAUGGGUACAACGUUCUUCAAAUUUACCCAGCUUGAUUGAGCGAGAUUUGACCUGUGUUACAAAUUACAUCGAUGAAAACUGUGGUGCCAUCUAUGGCGCUUUCCUUCAUGAAUUUGUCCGGAGAAAACUUAGGCCAUCGUUAGGUUGUGAGCUGGUGCAAAGACAAUUCCGUAAGUUAAUCAGUAAAACAUGUAUCUGAGUUAAAGGGUAUUUGUAAAACAUGUAUCUGAGUUAAAGGGUAUUUGUAAAACAUGUAUCUGAGUUAAAGGGUAUUUGUAAAACAUGUAUCUGAGUUAAAGGGUAUUUGUAAAACAUGUAUCUGAGUUAAAGGGUAUUUGUAAAACAUGUAUCUGAGUUAAAGGGUAUUUGUAAAACAUGUAUCUGAGUUAAAGGGUAUUUGUAAAACAUGUAUCUGAGUUAAAGGGUAUUUGUAAAACAUGUAUCUGAGUUAAAGGGUAUUUGUAAAACAUGUAUCUGAGUUAAAGGGUAUUUGUAAAACAUGUAUCUGAGUUAAAGGGUAUUUGUAAAACAUGUAUCUGAGUUAAAGGGUAUUUGUAAAACAUGUAUCUGAGUUAAAGGGUAUUUGUAAAACAUGUAUCUGAGUUAAAGGGUAUUUGUAAAACAUGUUAGUAAAUUAACGAGUUUUUGGAAUGCAUUUUUUUCGGUAAGUUAUUGUGUUGCUUUUUUUUCUAAAAAUAAUAGUAAUUAAAAUUCUAUACAAUGUAUUACAUAGAUAUUGGGUUUUUUUUAAUUUCCAUUUUGAAAACGGCUAAUAAGUAAACGUUGGAAAUUGUUAGGAGUGAUAUAAAUUAUUAAACAUACUAAAAUAACAUCAUUAAAAAAAAUCCGUUUUUUUAUUUUUUUAAACACAGUAACGCCAGACCAGCAAAAUCACUGCCAUUAAUAUCAAUGUAAGUUAACCUUUAAAAGUCACAGUAUGUGUUAUUAAAGUCAACGUUAGUAUUAUAUUGAAGAUCUGUGAAAUAGAAGCAUUAGGGUUAGAGAUUAAGUUAUUUUUUCUCAUUUUUUAAAAAAAAAACCAUCUUCAAAUAAUUAACAUUCUGGUAUGUUUCAAAAUUCGCCAGUUGACAACUGUACUCAAUAAUACCAGGGAAGGUUUUUUUCAAGGGGGAGGGGGCGAAAACACAACUUAUACCGCUUGUUAACUUGCGUAUUACUGGAGGCACCAAAGUAAAUAUUAAUUAAAAUAAACCCUGCACAUUCCACCAUGCCCUACCCAAAUGACGUCCCUUUACCAGGAUGAUACCUUUUAAGUAUGACGAUGCAGAUCUUUUAUUAUGAAGAUCAGAUAUCACGAGUGAGACAUUCAUGAGAAUAAGACAAUUUUCUUUUAAAUAUUAAGAGCUAAUUUAGUAGCAUUCCUUUCCUGUCUUUUGUAUAUUACCUACACAUAUAUUUUAAUUAAAGAAUUAUGCUGAAUUAAUAAUAGCAUUAAAUAAACGUAGUUUUACAUUAUGUUGACAAACUUAGGUAAAAGAAUAUGCUGUUGACUUUAUAAAGGAUCGUUAACUAAAGUUAACAUUUAUUACAUCUGCUCUAUUUCAGGUCGUUUCGUUGGCGCUGUCCGAGUGCACCGUUUCAUUUCCAAUUACGCAUUAAAAGUGGAUUAAAAAUUACUUUAAAAAGCCAGAAAAAACUAGUAACUAACAAAAUCUUAUGUUUUUUCGAAUACAAAUUUUAAUUUAGCUUUUUUUAAAAAUGUAUUUGUUGUUUUUUUAAAUUAAAUUUUACCAUUAAAGAUU
Molecule: messenger RNA, 6045 nt
Organism: Lymnaea stagnalis (great pond snail)
Lineage: Eukaryota; Metazoa; Mollusca; Gastropoda; Lymnaeidae
Source: the annotation of a GenBank genome assembly